CUCUAACACUGAAGUUUGAACUCACACAUGCAAAGAAUCUUUUAUGGGUUGUCUGCAGAAAAGUAGGAUUACUGUUGACACUCUGAGCGAACCAUGGCUUUACAUGGUAUUUGUGGAAUUUUUGUAGUCCUCAGUGUUGGUCUGAUUUCCUUCACGCCAAGUUGUGAUGGAGGAAACAUUCUGGUAUUUCCAGUAGAUGGAAGCCACUGGAUCAAUAUGAAGAUCCUGCUGGAAGAACUUCACGCCAAGGGGCACAACCUCACUGUGAUAAGGGCCUCCAACAGCUGGUACAUCGCAAAAAAGUCUCCUCUCUACACAUCCAUUACCAUCAAAAUGGAUUUAGGUUUUGAGGAAUUUUUUGAUGUGUUCCUGAACGAUACUAUGAGGGCACAGAUUGAGCGGGCUUCAGCACUUACUUUCUUCAAACUUACCAAGGAUUUCCUUUCUAUGAUUUCUACAGCCCAUUCAGUGUGGUGUGAUACCCUCAUGGAAAUACUUGAUGAUGAAAAGAUGAUCAAAAGCUUAUUGGAUUCCAAAUAUGAUCUUGUUCUCACUGACCCAGCUGUAGCACCAGGGGCUGUACUGGCCAAGUAUCUCAAACUGCCCAUGGUCCUCAACGUUCGCUGGAUCACCAGUGGAGAAGGCCACUUUGCGCUAGCCCCCUCACCACUCUCUUACAUCCCAGUGCCAGGAUCGGGCUUAACAGACAAAAUGAACUUCAUCCAGAGGGUCAAGAACAUACUUUUCUACAGCAUUAUAGUUUUCCAGCAGAAAUUCUUGGUGGGGCCAGGCUAUGACGCUAUCUGUGAGAAAUAUAUUGAGGGUGGAUGUGACGUUUUCUCGAUUCUUCAGGAAGCAGACAUUUGGCUGUUUAGGUCAGAUUUUGUGUUUGAAUUCCCUCGGCCCACAAUGCCAAAUGUCGUCUAUAUAGGAGGGUUCCAGUGUAAGCCAGCCCAACCUUUGCCAGCAGACUUGGAAGAUUUUGUUCAGAGUGCUGGGGAGCAUGGAGUGAUCGUCAUGACUCUGGGAACUUUGGUUAAUGCCUUGCCCAAAGAUGUUGCAGAUGGAAUCGCCAGUGUCUUUGCCAAGAUGCCUCAGAAGGUAAUAUGGAGGCACAAAGGAGAGCGUCCAUCUACUCUGGGCAACAACACCCUGUUAGUGGACUGGAUGCCACAGAAGGACCUUCUGGGCCACCCACAGACCAAAGUCUUUGUAGCUCAUGGAGGAACCAAUGGAGUCCAGGAAGCAAUUUACCAUGGAGUCCCUGUGCUUGGCAUACCCUUGUUCUUUGACCAGUAUGAUAACCUUCUACGUCUGCAGGAGAGAGGAGCUGGGAAGAUCAUUGAGCUAGGUGAUGUCAACAGACACAGUUUUGAGCAAGGUAUUAACGAAGUGCUCCAUCAAGACAGCUACAGACAGAACAUGCAAAGACUGUCACGUUUGCACAGAGACCAGCCAAUGGCACCCAUGGAUCAGGCCAUCUUCUGGGUGGAAUAUGUGAUGCGCCAUAAGGGUGCUCCUCACCUGCGUACAGAGGCCUAUAAGAUGCCCUGGUACUCAUACUACUGUUUAGACGUCCUGCUACUAUUGCUGACUGUAGCAACUGUACUGCUGUUUUCUACUGUGGCCAUUUUCAGGUUCCUAUGCUGCAGAAGUAGAAGAAAGACCAAAACCAAACAACACUGAUACACAUCUACAGUGGUCCCUCGUUUAUCGCAGGGGAUACGUUC
Molecule: messenger RNA, 1730 nt
Organism: Larimichthys crocea (large yellow croaker)
Lineage: Eukaryota; Metazoa; Chordata; Actinopteri; Sciaenidae
Product: UDP-glucuronosyltransferase 2A1
Exons: 4
Coding region: 94-1686 (530 amino acids)
Molecular function (GO): UDP-glycosyltransferase activity
Source: RefSeq, a predicted model, not a curated record